Phyllopteryx taeniolatus (common seadragon) is the source of this 6085-nucleotide messenger RNA. RefSeq names its product GRB10 interacting GYF protein 2 (gene gigyf2). Gene Ontology annotation, biological process: insulin-like growth factor receptor signaling pathway. The coding region runs from base 1509 to 5501 and encodes 1330 amino acids. The transcript is spliced from 28 exons. Gene Ontology annotation, molecular function: protein binding. Lineage: Eukaryota; Metazoa; Chordata; Actinopteri; Syngnathiformes; Syngnathidae. The record is from RefSeq and is a predicted model, not a curated record. Gene Ontology annotation, cellular component: vesicle; proximal dendrite; membrane.
GGCGAGAGAGAGAGAACGAAAGAAAGAGUUACACACACUCAACUGGAAUUCCAAACCUUACGCUGUCAUAUCCAAGCAGAGGUAAGACAGCCAAAGUUAAACGCCCUACCAACCAGUACGAGACGGCUGAAAGUCAAGUGCCACGUCGAGCCGAGCUGGGCUUGAUUUUGUUGGGAGACUGUUACGAAGCCUCCUCCGUGUUUACUCCUGGAGGCCUCUGUCUUAAAAAAAAAAAAAAAAAAAAAAAAAAAAAAAAAAGCAAGCUAGUGAGCUAACCUGUUAGCAUGCUAGCCACAAGUGCUUGGGUAUUUCGAGGAUCAACUUGUGCCGUGGUGGCAAUACCGCGACUAUUUUUGUUAUAAUCGUCGAUAUAUGAGAGCGUGUACGGUGGAUAAGCGUGUGGUUACGUGUGUUCAACACCGCGUCUGCUUGAAUAUCUUCCGCUCAGACUGAACGCCGUGCACUUGGUCAACUGCAGUUAGCAUUUUUUUUUUUUUAGCUUUGCUAACUAGAGUUAGCUGCGGUGUGGCAUCAAAGUCUCUCCCCAAAACCUACAACUACUCUCAACAUCAUCGAAAUAAUACGUCGUAACACAUCAGGGGGCUACUUUACGAACACGUUUAGCAAUGUUCCUACUGUCUGACGGGCUGUCGAGUGUUAAUGUUGUUAACGUGAAAGAUUUCAAUGAGCCAUUCAAUUGGUGAAGUCAUUUCAGCGUGGUUGUGAUUUUACACUACGCAAAAGCACCGAAUAGCUUUUACGCAUGACACGGUGGGACUAAGUUACCAGCAUUUUUAUGGCCCCUCCAGUCUGGUAGUUUCACAAACGUGUCACUGGUGCAUUUUAUGGUCCCAACAACUUUGCUCUUUAUUGAGCGGUCAUUCAUGGUGUAGCGUAACACUUGUUUAAAUGUGUGCAACCAUGACUGGACAGCGGGUGUGUCCAAAUAAAUUCCAAAAUUGUCGUCACAGUGCCAACUAGUGUUAUGUUUGUCCCCUUUCGAAACGAUUCAUUGCGUUAAGUUACAACUUACACGUGGCUUAUCCUGGCUUCCCAUAUGGUGAGUGGAGUUGGGAGGCGACUGUCGCCCCACUUCCAUUUGUGGCUCAUUUAACUUGUCCUGAAUGUGACAAGUUAGGUGGACACAAAAAGCUAAAUGACGACCAAUCUCGCAUGGCUUCAUCACAUUCCUACUUGUACUUGAAGUUAAGGCUAUACUUCCCAUGUCAUUUACAGGUGUCUGACAUAGUCAGCCACACUCCAAGAGCUAAAAUAGCUUUAGCACAUUGAAAUUGUACACUUGUGUGUGAGUCAGUCAGUGGGAUGGGCUCUGUCGUGGGGGGCAGGGACAUAUUAAAUCAGCUGACAAAAUUUCUUUCCAAAUGAAACAAAAUUGGUUGAGUGCGAUACAACAUGUUACUGUACAUCUUAACUGUGAGAACAACGGGUGAAAUCUUGAAAUCUUACAAAGCAGUGACAAAGCGUGUGAUUGACUAAUAUUUUUUUUAAUGAUUUUUUUUUUAUACACAUUCAUAGACCUUCAAGGAAGAAUGGCCGAGACCCAGACACUUAACUUUGGACCAGAAUGGCUCCGUGCCCUGUCUGGAGGUGGAAGAGGCGGCGGCAGCGGAGGAAACGGCAGUAGCAGUGUUGCUUCACCACCUCUCUCGCCCGCAUUGCCAAAGUACAAACUUGCAGACUAUCGUUACGGAAGAGAAGAAAUGUUAGCACUUUAUGUAAAAGACAACAAGAUCCCUAUAGACUUGCAUGAUAAGGAGUUCCUGCCCAUAUUGCAAGAGGAGCCCUUGCCGCCUCUUGCACUUGUUUCUUUUACAGAGGAAGAACAGAGAAAUUUUUCCAUGACUGUAAAUAGUGCUGUUGUACUCCGGCGAGGACCCGGUCCAGUAGUGGGGGCACCUCGGGGCCGAAGUACCUCAAGGGGCAGAGGCCGAGGAAGAGGAGACGGAGGGUUUUACCAAAGAAGUUUUGAUGAUGUGGAAGCUUUUGGCCGUGGGGGCAGGGAGAUGCAUCGCUCCCAGAGCUGGGAGGAAAGGGGAGAUAGAAGGUUUGAAAAGCCAGGACGGAAAGACCCAGACAAUGCCCAAGGACAUUUCCAAAUGAAUCAUGUUCGAAACAACUAUGAUGAUACUGGGGCGGGCCUGCCGAGGAAACACGACUUCACGCGCUCGGAGAGUGAGAACUGGCGUACCUCUCGGGACGAUCAGAAUGAUGGGCCUCGAGGUGGAGUGUGGCAUCUGGAGCAGCGGCGCCGUGUCCCAUUUGACUCACGAGAGGAUGAACGCGGCUACCGGAGGCCACGGUCGGGCAGUGGCAGCCUGGAUGACGACAGGGACACUCUGCCUGAGUGGUGUCUGGAGGACGCGGAUGAGGAGGCAGGCACCUUUGACUCGUCGGGUGCCUUUCUCUCACUCAAGAAAGCCUCCAAAGAGCCCAUCCUGGAGGAGGCAGAGUUGGAUUUUAAACCCUUGGAAGAGUGUGAGGAGAUGCUAGAGGAAGAAGACAGUCAGCCCAAAGAGACGGAAACAGAGGCCAAGCAAGAUUCUGACCGAAAAGUAUUCACAGGAGUGAGUGGGGUGUCUGAGGAGGCGCCAUCUGUUCCUUCGCCUGCCCCUCUACCAAUCCCAGAGGCCAAGACUACUCCCAAGUCUGUGCCGCCGAGCCAUCCCAACAGAAUGGAGGAAUCUGAGAGGCUGACGGAAAGGCAACUGCCCCUGGAGCGACCACCAGAACCCUGCAAAGUUCCCCUGCAUGUACCCAUGUUGAACAGCAUGCCACUACCCAUGACCCGUAUCUCCACCACCCACACAGAUGUUCGGACACCAUCAACCACUAUGCAGAAGCCCAUGGAGGUUCCUGUGGCCAUGAACAACCCCCUGCCCUUUUCUUCAAGUGUGUUGGCCCCCAUAGCCAGGCCCAUCGUCAUGUCACAUGACACAGAGGAAGAUGAGGGGUUGAAGCACUUUGAGCAGGAAGCAGAGAAGAUGGUGGCUUACCUGCAGGAUGGCGUGGUGGAUGAUGACAGACUUGCAGCAAAAACCUCUGAAAAGCCCAAACCUGCAGGCCUGCCUCUCACCCACAAGGCGGCACUCAAAUGGUUUUACAAAGACCCUCAAGGGGAAAUACAGGGACCAUUCAGCAACCAGGAGAUGGCAGAAUGGUUCCAGGCAGGUUACUUCACCAUGUCCCUCCUGGUUAAAAGAGGCUGCGAUGACAUUUUUCAGGCCUUGGGGGAGAUGAUGAAGAUUUGGGGGAGAGUCCCAUUCACUCCAGGACCUGCGCCACCACCUCUCCAGGGGGACGCCAAUCAAGAAAGGUUGAAGAGGCAGCAGGAGCUCACUGCUCUCAACCUUUACCAGUUACAGCAGCUACAAUAUCAAUACCUGUUAAGGCAGCAGUAUGCUCAGGCCCUCGCCCAGCAGAAGGCUGCAGUCCUGAGCUCGGCUCCUCUUCAACAGCAGCAACAACACCAACAGCAGCUCAACCUGCUUCAACAGCAAUACCAGGCUCUCAAGAUAAGAACAUCUGAGAGCCUUCUGCCUCCUGUUUCACGUUCCCUGUCUGUACCCGACUCAGGUUCUGUAUGGGAAAUGCAGAACCCGUCCUCUCAGGCUUGCUGCACACCAAAUCUCCCCCCAGCUACUUCAAGCACAUGGGAUGGCAGCAGUGUGUGGGACUUGCCCAUAGACUCCAUGGCAAAGGCGCCUACCAUCGAGCAGAUGCAGCAGUUAGAGAAAUCAAAGGCUGCAAAGUUGGAACUGGAGAGGCGUGAAGCCGAAAUGAGAGCCAAAAGGGAAGAAGAAGAGCGAAAGCGUCUGGAGGAGGCUCUGCGGGCUCGUCAAGAGGCGGAGCGUAAGCGCCUAGAGGAGGAGGAGUUGGCGAGACAAAAACAGGAGGAAGCUCUGAGACGACAGAGAGAGCAGGAGGAGGCACAUAGGAGAAAAAAGGAGGAGGAAGAGAGAGAGGCACAGGAGGAAGCCCUGCGAAGACUUGAAGAGAGGAGAAGAGAAGAGGAGGAGAGGAAGAAAAGGGAGGAGUUCCUUCGCAAACAGGAGGAGGAGCGCAGAAAACAAGAGGAGCUGGAAGCAUUAAGGAGGCACGAAGCGGAGAAGCGGGCAGAGGAGGAGGCGGCGGCUGCUGCUGCGGCUGCGGCGGCGGCAGCUGCUGCUGCUGCUGCGGCGGCGGCUGCCCUGGCUGAGCAACAGCAGGAGGAGCAGAAGAGGAGGGACCAGGAGGCGCAACGACAGCAGGAGCUGCAGAGACAGAGGCAGCAGCAACAGGAGGCUCUCAGGAGACUGCAACAGCAACAGCAGCUUGCACAAAUGAAGCUUCCGUUGUCAUCAAAGUGGGGCCAGCAGUCUGCCAACACUAACAACAAGAAUCAGAACACCCUGUCACUGGCAGAGAUCCAGAAGCUGGAAGAGGAGCGGGAAAGACAGGCACUAGAAGAGCAGCAGCGCCAGCAGCAUGAGCUCCUGAAGCUGCAGCAGCACCAGGCUCUGCAGCAGGCCCAGCAGGCCCAGGCCAAGUUGUCGGGAUGGGGGCAUGCCGCCAAGCAGGCGCCUGUUAUGAAGUCCCUUCUGGAGAUUCAGAGGGAGGAAGCGCAGCAGAUGAAACAGAGGAAGGAGCAGCCGCCACAGCAACAGCAACAACAGCAGCUGCAGAAUCCCAUCUUUACCCAGCCGGUCCGACCGCAGAACAGAACUGCAUCUCUGAGCAACUCCGUGUGGGGCUCGGUGAACACCAGCCCCUGCUCAAACUGGGCGGUGGACGCGAGCAGCAUCUGGGGCGACACCCACAACUCCAACAUGGGCUUCUGGGACGAGGCUGUGAAGGAGGCCGUCCAACAGCCUCCCCCCACUAGGAAAGGAAAUGCGCAGAAAAACAAGGGCAAUGCCAAUCACAGUCAUUCAUUGAGCGGGCGUGCAAACAAGAAGGUAGAGGAGGAAGAGAAGCUGCUCAAAUUGUUCCAAGGAGUCAACAAGAGCAAGCAGGACAGCUUCAUGCAGUGGUGUGAGCGCACUCUGCACAGCCUCAACACAGCCAACAACCUGGAUGUUCCCACGUUUGCGUCGUUCCUGAAAGAAGUGGAGUCUGCAUACGAGGUCCACGACUACGUCAGGGCCUACCUGGGGGACACUCCUGAGGCCAAGGACUUUGCCAAGCAGUUCCUGGAGCGCCGUGCCAAACAGAAUGCUAAUCAGCAAAAAACUUCACCGCUGCCGCAGAACCAACCGCAAGCCCUGAAACAGCAGCAGGAUUCUGUGUGGGAUGGAACGGGAUCAUCAACACUCUACCAGGCCAACCGUACAAGCGGUCAACAGAAUCAGCAGCAACAGCAGCGCUUUGAGACUGUCACCUCAGGGAAGAAGAAAAAGAAGCAGAAGAUGGUCCGUGCAGAUCCUAGCCUACUAGGUUUUUCUGUUAACGCAGCUUCUGAGAGAUUGAAUAUGGGGGAGAUUGAGACUCUGGAGGAUUUUUAAGGGAAUGCAGCCAACACCCACUGACUGUUUCAACCAAGCCCCUAACUCGAACCCAACCCCCUCUCAACCCCAGCUGUCAUACUGUAGUUCACCUUUUUCUCUAAGGUCCUUGACCUUAUUUGGCAAUAUCUAAAAUUUAGCAAAUAUCAGAAAUAAGUGUCCUCUGAGGCUGUGUGUUUUCCAUUAGGUCUAACUCUAGUCCAUACAAUCAGAUAAUUCUGCCACAGUCGUCAGAAAUAUUUAUCUUCCAAUUUGGCCUCUUUUUUUUUUUUUUUUUUUUUGUGUGUUGGUGGGGAAGGUUACAGAGAUUAUAUCCAGAAUUUUUUGUUUUUAUUUAUUGAAUUUGAAUUUACUCCUCCACCUCAACACAUUCUGCCCUCCUUCCCUUCCCCUUUCCCCCCCGAUGAUGCUGGUUGUUGGUGGAUAAAGACGGCAAAGUUGAGCCCAAGGAUCGGUGCCUACUUUAUGUCCUGUUUUAAGGACAUGGUCAAAAGUCCCAAGUAGUUAUCUAUUUCUUGUAAAAUACUAGGCUGUUUAAAAAAAAUAAACUUUCAACUUGCAUCUGUAUUAUAAUAUAUGGUAAA